Desarmillaria tabescens is the source of this 1414-nucleotide messenger RNA. RefSeq lists its product as uncharacterized. Lineage: Eukaryota; Fungi; Basidiomycota; Agaricomycetes; Agaricales; Physalacriaceae. The transcript is spliced from 6 exons. The record is from RefSeq and is a predicted model, not a curated record. Bases 86 to 1414 code for a protein of 442 amino acids.
CCUCGUCCUCGCUUUCUUCUUCAUUAGGAGGAGGCGACUUGUUCAAUGGCAGUGACGCGCAUCCACCAACACACUCAGACUCAUCAUGGAUUCUUUUCCACUGCCUCCAAACAUGCUGCCGCCAGAGCAGCAGCAGCGAUAUGUCUUCCCUUGCCCUCGUCAAGAUGGCCCUAAUAAAAAUUGGCUUGAUGAGAACAGCAAUUUUCAAAUGGAGGAAAUUGACCUGUCUCUUACACACAAGGUCCCCUGGUUUGCAGAACUUUGCCAGCAUUUCGGACUCGCACAUACGGGCAACAAAACAACGCUUCGUGAGCAGCUUGUGAAGUUCAGCCAAGCCGGGAUGGAAAAGUGGAAGGCAAAUAUCCUCACUCCGACGCGUAUUCCUCACAAGGGAGUGAGGGUGGUGAGGGAUGGUGCUAUUACGAAGAGGAAGCUGACACGUCGAGCAACCCGCAUUCAUGAGGUGAGCAUACCAGUGAGCAACCCUCAAAGGGUACUCCUCCCUACGUCAAGAUUCGAGGAUACUCGUAGCCAGGCCAAGAUAGACGGCUUCAUACCUUGGGCUGAAGUUCUUAUGGUCAAGAUAGCGAAAGAAGAAGAACGUGCACAGAAUCUCCGCAAUACCCAUCUCCCAGAACCUGGGGUCAACAGUGUCCACAAUCAUAGCGCGCAAAAGCCUGGUAUGAAUCCUUUUGCGAGCCCUGACUUUGUCCAGUGUGUUGCCUCUAUCGUCGAGGAGCGGUCGGCUGCUCAUCAAAACUCCUCCCCCUCGUCCUUGUCUUCGACUGUAUCACCUGAAACCCCCUGUCCCUCCAUGGAUUUCGACUCGACCAUUAUGGGGCUCACUGCAAGUUUGACUGAAGUCUUCUCUGGUAUUGUGGACCAACCAGACUCACCGAUCCUACCACCCUUUGAGCCCAUGCAGAUGACUUCACCAUCCAUGCUGCUCUCUCCACCUGCUCUGCCGACGUCUGAACUUGAUGGGAAUGCUCCAGUAUCAUCUGAUGAUACUGCCAUCAACCCAAUUCAGUGCUCGUUGGUCUUUGCUGAUGGCCAGACCAUAACUGUUCAUCAGGGUGAUGUUCCGCCGACUAAACCGUUCUGCUAUGCAUCAAAUCUCGAAAGUCUCAUUCGGUGCUGGGAUGAUCGUAAUCCAGACUGGGCCCCAUCCAUUGAUUAUCCAAUCGUCAUCCAUGGUCGCCCAGUUCCAAUAAAGUACUGGAAAGACAUCUACAAACUCAAUAAAAAAACAGGGAACGAAUGGGAAAAACUCAAGAGCAAUUGGCUAGAUUGGAAACAUUUUAUUGAAGCAUAUCAGGCAUUCGAGACACCUGAAGCCUUCUGGGCCGAGUUUUCCGACUCUCAAGGACAGAGGCUGAAAUUCUCUCGAAUCAAAAAAAUUCUUUUAGAGUGA